GGAGAACCCUCUGUCGGGCCUCAGCGCGCGAGACUCCUCUGUUGGCCGGCUAGCAGCAUUAGAGUGAACGACGCGGUGAAACCCGGUCCCCGUCAUAUAGCGCUGCCGGCCACACCAUACGCUCUAAGACCCCACUGUAACACCUUCAAGAUACUUUAGAACCUUCUCAAGUAGUCACCAGGCCUUAUUUUGCUCUGAUCCCAGGAUUUGGCCCGCAAAAUCGACUGGAUCACGAAGACUCCCGCCUGAAGUUGUGUUCCCCUCCAACCGCCAUGGACCUACUGUGUUGUGAAGGAGACUUGAUCAGAAGGGGCUACCGGGACCCCGCCUUGCUUGGAGACAGCAGAGUCUUGAACAAUCUCCUUAUUACAGAAGACAAGUAUCUUCCCUCCACUACCUACUUCAAGGCGGUACAAGACGAAGUCAAGCCGCACAUGAGACAAAUGGUCGCGACUUGGAUGUACGAGGUCUGCGAGGAACAGAGGUGCGAAGAUGAAGUAUUCCCCCUAGCAAUGAACUAUUUGGACAGAUUUCUUUCCCAAGUUCGGAUAAGGAAAAACCAGCUCCAACUCUUGGGUGCAGUUUGUAUGUUCAUCGCGUCCAAGUUGAAAGAAACCAUUCCACUAACAGCGGAGAAGCUAGUCAUCUAUACAGACAACUCUAUCAUGUGUCAAGAACUCAUGGACUGGGAACUCUUGGUGCUGAUGAGACUGAAAUGGGACUUGUCGGCAAUAACCCCUUGUGACUUUCUAGAACACAUCCUUAGUAGAUUGCCCAUUGAGAGGGAAAGAAGCGAUAUGAUCGCAAAGCACGCACAGACGUUCAUCGCGUUAUGUUGUACAGAGUUCAAGUUUGCAAUUUACCCGCCGUCGAUGAUCGCAGCGGGAAGCGUGGGUGCUGCAGUCAACGGUCUGGUCGGACUCGGGGGGAUUUGGGCGUCACCAAACGAACUGCUGGAACAGAUGCAAAAAAUCACCAACAUAGACAUGGACUGCUUGCGAGCAUGCCAGGAGCAGAUAGAACAGCUACUAGCCACCAGCCUCUGCAGUCCGAUGUCUCAUCCAGACCCUUUGGCGACGAAACACCAAGAAGAGAAGGACCAAUCCUCAACCCCAACAGACAUCCGUGAUAUCGACUUCUAAACCCGCGGUUUUCUGCCAACGAGAAAUCCUGUACGCCAGAAAUGUGCAAAUAUGCUUUACCGUCAGGUGACUCCAACACUAGUGCUUUUGAUGUAAACCAAAAAAAAGUUUGUUUUUGUUUGAAAGUUGGGCGUGCAAGCCGAUGUAGUUGUCAUUGCAUAGCACAGAUCAUAGCCAAUAUGUUGAGAGUCAAUCAAACACAAAGCUACUUUGCUUUUGUGAGUGCAGAUUUUUCACACGCAGAGAACCAGAAGCCAUGUUGAUGACAUGGCGGGGCUAGAAGUAGAGAACCGUCUUCCAUGUUGGAAUUCAAGGGAUACUCAACUGGCUGAAUCAGUACAUUCCACAAGCGAGAACAUUCCACGAACUUGGUGCCACAUCGUGUCAGGACAUUCCGUGCAGCAUUCCAAUGGACUUUCAGCAACCGACAUUCCAUACACAGACUUUUGGACUUGAGUUGGACUGGAGUUGAGUGGAAAUGUUACAACAAUGUCUUCCAUUUUUUUUGGAAGGAUCGCAUUUAAAGUCAGAGGAUUCCCGAAGCGUUUGUCUGCUAUGGUGUUCCGUGUGCCGUUUCCAGACAUAUUAACGUGUGUGGUGGUUUGUAGCACAUUUAAACUUGAACUCUGUUAUCAAAAAUGUGGUGUCCAAGGCACCACUGCAGAAUGAGCAAGCAAUGUUAACUAGUUAGGUAGGAGUUUUUUGAAUACUGAAAAGAAGGAGCCUCCAAAAUUGUUGUGUAAAAACCAUCCCUGCACCCCUACUUCUAGAAUGCUGAGUUCCAAAUGCGGGUAAAUUUGCACAGAAAAGAUGGGCAAAGCUGGAUUACACCAUUACUUGAUAGGGGUGAACUGGCUGGUUUGCACACACUGGAGGCAUUGAAUUGAAUGGUUUUCACAGACGGUUUGGCUAGGGACGUUUUUUUCUUUGAAUUUCAUUUCUUUUCAGCACAACGUGAUUUAAUUGUAGGGCUCGAAUUGCACUUUUAUAAACUUUCAACCCUCCAAUACAGUAGAAAAUUCCAAUGUUCCGAGCUUAUCUUUUGGUGAGGUAGAAAUGAGGAAAUUAUAUUUUGGAAGAUCACAAAACAAACAAAAAAAUGUUGCCAAGAUAUCAAUGUACGAAAUUCAACUGGUGGAUUUAUAUAGAUAGAUAUAUAGCAAGCUAUGAGAGCCGAAAUAUCUAGAAAAUCAUUAAUAUUAAUCAAUUUCUACAGAAUAUGCCUUUAUCUCUCAUAUUAAUGAGUGUGAAGAACAAAGAAGUAAACAACCCCCAAAAUAUGAGUGCAAAAGGCUUGCUACCUCAAGUAGGACUGUACCAAUCAUACCAAAUAGGGGUGAUAAAGGGUCACCGUGUGAGGGUUGAAUUUAUCCUUUACCAAGUGUGCUGUGCCUUGAAAAACAUCAUAUGUUUUGCCUUUUAUCCUUUUUUUGUUUUAUGAGUGGCAUUUUGAGUUCUUUUGAGUUUGAAGAAGAGACUUUUAAAGGGGUGUGCUAGCCCUACAGUGGUGAAACCAGAGUGCCAUGUAGAAAAUGUAUUUGUAAACAAAUUGCCGAAAGCUGCCUUAAAGUUAUGUGAAGGCCGUUAUGGAAAGAAAGCAUUAUAUAUACGUCACACGUGAAAAUACAAUGCAAUCUUUAUUCAGGUUGAGAACCUAUAUUAGCUAUGUCUUCCCAGAUGGUAUGAGUGCUGUUGUGAAGGAUUGAGUGAUGAAAAGAAAAGAGUGUGAAUGAGUACAUGCAGUGUUAGUCAAAAGAAAGGAUUGAAUGAGAAGGUUACGUGUCAGGAAAGUGCAAGGAAUUGUUGGAGAAAUAUGGGUAUAGUUGUUCCUCGAGAGGCCCGAAGUAUUGUAGAUUUUUGUACAUUAUAUGAGAUGGACAUGUUGGAAAAGGCCGUGAGGAGGAAUUUGGUCAGUGCAGAAGCGACUGAUAGAAGACACUACUACUGUAUAUAGCUUGACAAGAACAAGAAAUAAAGAGAUGUCUUUUGAAUGAAA
Messenger RNA from Branchiostoma belcheri (Belcher's lancelet), 3138 nucleotides. RefSeq names its product G1/S-specific cyclin-D2-like. Bases 273 to 1142 code for a protein of 289 amino acids. Gene Ontology annotation, biological process: mitotic cell cycle phase transition; regulation of cyclin-dependent protein serine/threonine kinase activity; positive regulation of G1/S transition of mitotic cell cycle. The transcript is spliced from 5 exons. Gene Ontology annotation, molecular function: cyclin-dependent protein serine/threonine kinase regulator activity. Lineage: Eukaryota; Metazoa; Chordata; Leptocardii; Amphioxiformes; Branchiostomatidae. Gene Ontology annotation, cellular component: nucleus; cyclin-dependent protein kinase holoenzyme complex; cytoplasm. The record is from RefSeq and is a predicted model, not a curated record.